CUCGAAGAGCUCAUCGCCCUCAAUCGGGAAGCUCUGAGCUUACUCCCUGAUGGACAUGAUAAACGCUACAACGUGCUUCGUCAUCUCGGUUGGGAUUUCUUCCGCUAUUACCGCUGUACACAACAAGUCACCGAUCUGGACGAAGCUAUCGCGAAUUUCCGGGCGUCGGUUGCCCUCACUCCUGCUCCUCACCCCGAUCGAGCCGGAAGCCUGCGAGAUUUGGCCAUGGCGCUGGAGAAACGCUCUUCG
Molecule: messenger RNA, 249 nt
Organism: Punctularia strigosozonata HHB-11173 SS5
Lineage: Eukaryota; Fungi; Basidiomycota; Agaricomycetes; Corticiales; Punctulariaceae
Exons: 1
Molecular function (GO): protein binding
Source: RefSeq, a predicted model, not a curated record